UGAUUCGUUUGAAAGUCGCAAAGUCACCGACGAGACAAUUUAAAAUUCUGCCUUUGCAAGGGAAUCCUACGAUAUUUUCGCGCGACGUUAAGCACGUUAUCGCUCAUUUUUCAAGAUCAUCCCUCGAUUCUCGGAAUUGGACGAUUAAAGUUCGAAUUAUCACGAUUAUUUCGCGAUAAACGGGAUUUCCCAGUUGAAAAGUUCCGCGAAAAAAAGCGAGAUUAGAACAUCGAAGAAGAGGAAGAGAGAGAGAGAGACAGACGAAGAGAAUUAAGUUACCGGUCGCUUUCGGGAGAGAAAUAAAUAUCAACAGAUAUCUGAAAAAAGGAGGGAAAAAAGGUGUCCUUGUGAGCGCGAAUCCGGUGGCAGUUAUUGGCAGUUAACGAAAAUUCCCAGAGCUUCCUGGACCGAAAUCUCUUCCAGAAGAUCUUCCUCGAGGGCGCAGUUGCUGCCGACGUACCUCAUCAUCGGUCGGAUUAUUCGAGAGAGGAGAUUCUGAAAAGAGGAUCGGCGAAGGUGAAAAAGCAUCCAUAUAUAGGCGAAAAAAGUUGGCCAGAGAUCUACAUCGAGACCAAAAAAUGGCACCACGUAAGCAGGUGAAACAGGCCGCGGCAAAGAGCACCCUGGCCGCUGCGAAUGGCAACGUGACAUCGCCGAAGAAGAAAAAAACCACGGCGAAGUCGGCGGAGGAAGCCAACAUUAAGGCGGCGCCUGGGAAGACCAGGGUAAAGGCACUCCAGGAGACGGCCGUCUUCUCGCCGAAGAUGCUACGUAGCAAAGUUAAAAACGUCGCGGAACCGACGAAAACUGCUGUUCCGAAGACUGAUGCGGCAGGCAUAUCCAAGGGUAAAGCCGUUGCCAACAAACGACAGAGAGUGAACAAUAAUAUUGCAGAAGAGGAGGAGGAGGAGGAGGUUGUCGAAAAAAAGAAACGUGGCAAGACUGCGAUUAAGGAUACGAAAUCAAAGACCACCGCCAAGGCGCCGGUCGCUAGGAAGCGGAAAAGCGAAACCGAGGACCAGGUCAAGGAUCCCGCCCAGAACGGAGAGGUCAUCCACGAGGAGAAUCCACCUGUCGCGAAACGUGCAACUCGUGCUAAAACGGGAGAGGAAAAGAACGUAACACCUGCGACGACAAAACGUGCCAAAGUUGUUCAGAAACCACCAGCGAAGAAAAGUAGAAAUGUCGAAACGAAGGUGCCUGCGGAGACUGAUGAUGUGGCCAGCAAGAAACCUCGCAAAGGGAUGAAGAAAACAGCUAAGGUAACAGCCAAGGAAAGAUCACCAAAGAAUCUGCAAAAGCAGAGCUUGCAUUAUCAGAAGAGGAAGAAACAAAUAACCAAAGAACAAAAUGAGGAGGAUGCAAUAGAGGGGGAUAAAUUGAAAACAAAUAUGAAAAAUUCAAAGAAAGCUAUUUUCAAAGGAAAACGUAAUGUUGAAACAAAAGAGAAUAGUGAUGUUCAAGAGAAGGAGGCAGUAAUUCCUGAAGUUGAAGAAAAUGGAGGAGGAGAAAUUCCACAAAUAGUGGAAUCUAAACAAAAGAAAAAAAAUACAGGAAAAGCAUCUGCAGCGAUGAAUGAAAAAAUUGAAGUAAAGAAAAGGGAGAAGAAAAGACAAACAGUUGUUACAUCUAUAAAUGAGAAACAAGAAACAAAGGAUAUAGUUGAAAAAGAUGAAACUACCAGAACCAUGAAUUUAACAUUUGAUUCACUAGAUGAGAUUAAUAUUUCUCCAAAGGAUAUUUCCUUGAAUAAUGAUAACAAUUCUCAGGAAGAAAAUAAUGAGGUCGAAAGUACAGAAACAGUAAAAGAUACUCAAAAGAUUAAAAUAGAAUUUCCAAACAACGAGCUACAAAGGUCAUCAUCUUUUCUGCGUUUUGAUUAGUAAGAACUAUUAAAGGAAAAAGUAAAAUAGAUGACAGAUAAA
Messenger RNA from Nylanderia fulva, 1925 nucleotides. RefSeq lists its product as uncharacterized. The record is from RefSeq and is a predicted model, not a curated record. Lineage: Eukaryota; Metazoa; Arthropoda; Insecta; Hymenoptera; Formicidae.